Athalia rosae (coleseed sawfly) is the source of this 657-nucleotide messenger RNA. RefSeq names its product acid sphingomyelinase-like phosphodiesterase 3a. The transcript is spliced from 4 exons. NCBI's taxonomy places the organism in Eukaryota, Metazoa, Arthropoda, Insecta, Hymenoptera, Athaliidae. The coding region runs from base 100 to 657 and encodes 185 amino acids. The record is from RefSeq and is a predicted model, not a curated record.
CCCUCAAUCACGGUUUACACGAGGCGUCGAUGAUCGAUUUACGAAAUACCCAAUUAAUACGAAAAUCACUUUUCAAAUCACCCGUAGGCAUUUAUCGUCAUGUCGAUUCCACCAGGGACUCGGAUUAUCCAGGGGCAAAAUCAGAGAAGAAAUGAAAACGAUGGAAAACCUUCGGGGAUAAGAGUUAGAAAAAUUACAGACGAAACUCCGAACCUGCAGAUUCAAGAGAGCGAUUUUGUUUGGAACAAUUUACACAAUUUAAAAUACGUCGAAGUGAUUAACGAAUUCCACGACAUCAUUGCCGGACAAUUUGCGGGACAGAGACACGAAGAUUCCUUCAGAAUCGUGUACGACAAAAGAGGGGAACCCGUUUCAUCGGUACUUCUGGCCCCAGCGAUAAGCCCUCGUUUCGAAAGUUAUCCAGCGAUGAGAAUCUACAUGUAUGACAAGAACAGCGGGAAGCUCGUUGACUUUCUACAGUAUUAUUUAAACCUGACAAAAGCGAACUACGAAUGUAACAAAAACGAAGGGGAAAAAUACUGGAACAUCGGUUACUCAUUUCGCGAUUAUUAUCGACUCCCCGACGCUACGACAAAAAGCUUGGAAAAACUGGUGCAAAACUUCGGAAAAGACGAUUACCUAUUCCAACGAUUAUAA